Molecule: messenger RNA, 576 nt
Organism: Haemorhous mexicanus (house finch)
Lineage: Eukaryota; Metazoa; Chordata; Aves; Passeriformes; Fringillidae
Product: endothelin-converting enzyme-like 1
Exons: 6
Coding region: 1-576 (191 amino acids)
Biological process (GO): protein processing
Cellular component (GO): plasma membrane
Molecular function (GO): metalloendopeptidase activity
Source: RefSeq, a predicted model, not a curated record
AUGGCUGUGCAGGCAGCGCUGCGGCUUUGUGAGUGGAGGGGGGCUGGUGAAAUCUACCAGGAUGGGCUGACCCUGCCCAAACGGACCCUCUACCUGGGGCAGGAUGAGGAGAGCGAGAAGCUCAAGUGGAAGCGCUUGCUGGACCGCAUCUUCCAUGACAACUUCUCGGAGGAGGAGGAGGUGGUGCUGCUGGCCACCGACUACAUGCACAAGGUGUCCAACCUCAUCCGUGUGACACCCAGCAGGAUCCUUCACAACUACAUGCUGUGGCGCAUUGUGGUGGUGCUGAGCGAGCACCUCUCCACGCCCUUCCGCGAUGCCAUCCACGAGCUCUCCAAGGAGAUGGAGGGCAAUGAGAAGCAGCUGGAGCCGGGUAAGAUCUGCCUGAGCCAGGCCAACAAGCACUUUGGAAUGGCCCUGGGAGUUCUCUUCGCUGACAUGGAGGGGCUCGAAUUUGCCUACUACGCCUACCAGAAAUGGGUGAGGGAGCACGGCCCCGAGCACCCCCUGCACCACAUGAAAUACACACACGACCAGCUCUUCUUCAUCGCCUUUGCCCAGGAGCCAAUGUCCUAG